AACUCUAUUUUUCCAACAGCUCAUGCACUGCUGUUUGUAGAAGAUCAUCCAUGGUAGAUGAUCUCCUGCUCUCCAUAUAUAGACACAACCGUCGUAGCGACAGCAUCGAGGAGUCAGACACUCUAACCGAGCACUCCACCACCUCUGAGACGCCGCACGUCGCGUCUCUGCUCCAGACGAGGACUGUGAGACGCUGCCCCUCCGGCGGGGUUGUGCACCGCCGCUCCAGACUCGUCAAUAAAGAUGUGAAUGAGCUUCGGUUGCUGGUUGCCUCUUUGCAGGCAUCUCUGUCUAGCCAGUGCGCCAUGCUCAUCAGGGAGCUGAAACGACGAGACAAACUUCAUUACCGUCGAGAUCAACAGAAUGAUGUUAUCACAGCAAUACUCCAUGCGUUGUCACAGAAGCGAAGUGAGUAUUUCUUUUCAUGUUUUUAGAUGCACUUUUGAAGUUAUUGCUAAUAUGUCAUUAUUAUUUUUAGUGAUAUUAAUAAUGAUGCUCAUAAACAAACACUAUAAGAGGAACAGUAUGAUUAUAUACAAAAAUAGUAAUGAAUAUGAGGCCUA
Messenger RNA from Penaeus monodon (black tiger shrimp), 563 nucleotides. Its product is annotated as TBC1 domain family member 30-like. Lineage: Eukaryota; Metazoa; Arthropoda; Malacostraca; Decapoda; Penaeidae. The record is from RefSeq and is a predicted model, not a curated record. The transcript is spliced from 2 exons. The coding region runs from base 51 to 434 and encodes 127 amino acids.